UAUUUUUGUAUAUGCAGAUAUUAUGACGAUUGACGUCAGAAAAAUUGCAUGCAGUAUGCCCUUAAUUAACUAUGACACUUUUAAUCAUUUCAGCAUCGAUUAACCUGUAACUCGAUUAAGCUUAAAAACACAAGCUUAUCAAAAAUAGAAACAGAAACACGUGCGCAACAACGAAACCGAGAAGCCUCAAGGUACGUCCGAGACCGUUUCGACCCAUUGAAGACGUCAACAUACCGAUUUUUCGUCUACAAAUUUGAAAAGUAUACAAUGCAAGGGGUUAUGGCGCCGUUCCUCUUCACCUGCCUUCUUCUCUUCCAAUCAUCGGUCUUCUCUAUCCGUGCGACGUCCUGCCCAUCUCGCACGCAUUCGAGCACGACACCCAAAUACAUCUCGCUGGUGACCAGAGUCGACCGGCCGGGCACGUCGUUCAAACCAUCAACCGGCAAGCUACUCAAAGUCUAUGAACUCAACAAUUCGACCCUCCGCGGCCGAUUCACAUCCCACUCCAAUCUGCUCGUUCACUUCAAGUCGACCUGUGCCGGCCUCGUCCACGUCUGGCGCGCCAACGGUAGCACCAUCAUCAAACAAGACGUCGUUUCUCGACAGCGAGAUCUCCGCUACGCGAACGUUGAGGACCACCGCUUCGUUUACGAACCAACCGGAAAGGCCUACGCAUUGCCGGAGCACCGUCGCUCGAGGAGAGACGUCGAGGAGGAGUAUGACCAGAGAAGCUGCCAAGCCCAUCCUGCAGACCAACAAGAAGUCGCGAGAGCAGUCCACUCUCUCGCCUUGACCGUCUCGCGUCGUCUUCCAGCCAACGCAACGGAAGCGGCCGAGGACGGCGAGAACUUUUCCUGCGCAGAGAGCAAACUCCUCGAGAGCCCGAGAAGGAGACGAUAUUUCUGGUCUUCGAUAUCACGUGCUCUUGAUCGUUUGAUACGCACUGUUCUGGAGAGGGUCGUUUAGCCGCUGACUGGACUGUUUAGGAAUUGCACGUCGCUCGAAACCAAUCGCCAAAAUAAGUGUUUGGGAAUGUGUGGCAAGGAGUGUAACUGUUGGAAAUGGGUGUGCGGCAACUGUUGCUACAACGAGGGAUGUUAUCAGCACGAUAAAUGUUGUGAUCACGAUACCCUGGCCUGCUGGCUACCGACGGGCUUCAAUUGCCAGUCGUUUAAAUGUUGGUCGUUGUCAAGAGCAAUCGGAGUGUCCCACUAGUACAGGAAAUCGCCCCACUGAGUGACAUUGUGUCUAGACCGCGUUUUUUGUUCUUUGGUAUAUUUGCAACGUAGCGAUUAACUUGAGGUUGCAUUUCUUAUUGUUUGUUUGUCGUCUUGUGCGUUUUCCAGCAGCUUACUUGCUUUAUCGAAACAUAUGUAGU
Molecule: messenger RNA, 1378 nt
Organism: Corticium candelabrum
Lineage: Eukaryota; Metazoa; Porifera; Homoscleromorpha; Homosclerophorida; Plakinidae
Exons: 1
Coding region: 268-966 (232 amino acids)
Source: RefSeq, a predicted model, not a curated record